AAAAGUGAAAUGUACAGCCUAAAAUUUGUAAUGUUUAUUGGCUUUUUAAGUGCUUGUAUAAUUAGCUGCCAAGGGUUUGCCAAAUCCAUUCGAAAGAAAUCGUAUGCUGCCUCAACAAUGGAACUGAUGAACCUUCUGGAGGUUGAGGAUAAACUGGUAGACAAUUUAAAUGGCUAUGUGGAAACACUGAAAAUGAAAUUAAAUUUAAUGGAAAGAUCCCUAACUGGUAUGAGUACAGAGCACAACGAAAUGAAGAGUGACUAUGAAUUGUACUUGGCAAAUCCACUGAACAGCUUUCGGCUAAUACAUCGCCUACACACUAGUUGGAGGAAAUGGUAUCAAUAUGCCUUUAGGAGCGAAAAUAAUGCAUUAGUGCGUAUUGAGAAUGCCCAUCUUAUGAGAAAGCUGCUACCCACCUCAUUGGAUUUGGAACACGCGUGCCGCGGAAUCGAUGACUUGAUGUCCUUUUACGACCUUAAGCCAGAAGAGCUGGCAGCUGGUAACUUAGCAGGGUACUCGCAGCCAGAUACAGAACUGACAGGUUACGAUUGCUUAGCCCUCGGAGAGUUCAGCGUUCAAAGUAGAAAGGAUGUUCUUGCCGAGGCUUGGUUUAAUCUCUCUUUGAGUCGUUUUGAUAAUAUAAUCGACAAAUACCGAGCGCACAAGGCGUUGGCAAUGCUCUUGGCGAAGAACAAGCAGCUAACUGCAGCUUUUCACCACUUAGAAAACAAGCCAGAGGAAGUAGCCCCCAGUAAUGAAGUCAGACACUUCGAGGAGGAGUUGGCGACUGUGCAGAACUGCCCGGUUGUGGUCCAAAAACCAAGUCGACUCCACUGUCGCUACAACAGCACCACGACGCCCUUCACGCGGAUUGCCCCUCUGAAAAUGGAGGAGCUGAGUUCGGAUCCGUACAUGGUGGUCUUUCACGAUGUGAUUUACGACAGCGAAAUUGAAUUGAUGCUAAACUCAAGUAAUUUCGUAUUAUCCCUGAUUGAUUCGGGUCAGGAGUCGGAGGUGAGAGCUUCGAAGGACUCAUAUAUAGUAGAAUCCAAAACCCUCAAUGACCGGAUAACCGAUAUGACCGGACUUAGUAUGGAGCGCAGCGAUCCAUUUUCGCUGAUUAAUUACGGCAUAGGUGGGCACUACAUGUUGCACCAUGACUAUCAUAAUUAUACGCACACGACCAGGCCAAAGUACGGGGAUCGAAUAGCUACUGUUUUGUUUUACCUGGGAGAAGUUGACUCGGGUGGCACCACAAUCUUCCCGAGGAUUAAUAUUACCGUUACGCCCAAGAAGGGAUCAGCGGUCUUCUGGUACAAUCUGCACAACUCCGGAGCUUUGAAUUCGGAAACCCUGCACUCAGCAUGCCCGGUGAUAAGCGGUUCCAAAUACGUACUUACGAAGUGGAUAAACGAGCUGCCUCAAACCUUCUCUACACCCUGCAUGAAAGACUCGAAUUUACACCCACCGCAAGAUGUAUAAUUCUGUAAUCUGAACUGAAAUCCUUAAGAUUAAAUGAGUUUCCUUUUCCCGCAUGAUAA
This is a messenger RNA of Drosophila teissieri, 1541 nucleotides long. Its product is annotated as prolyl 4-hydroxylase subunit alpha-1. The record is from RefSeq and is a predicted model, not a curated record. Gene Ontology annotation, cellular component: endoplasmic reticulum. Bases 10 to 1482 code for a protein of 490 amino acids. Gene Ontology annotation, molecular function: L-ascorbic acid binding; iron ion binding; procollagen-proline 4-dioxygenase activity. Gene Ontology annotation, biological process: peptidyl-proline hydroxylation to 4-hydroxy-L-proline. NCBI's taxonomy places the organism in Eukaryota, Metazoa, Arthropoda, Insecta, Diptera, Drosophilidae. The transcript is spliced from 7 exons.